CAGUAUGACAUGCAGAUGAGUGCCGUCGAUCUUAGAAUCACCGCACACUUCACUCAUUUGGGCAGUCACGGGGCCAAAACCAGAGUGUGGAGCCACAGUGUGGCGGUGGAGGCAGCAGCAAUGGGAGGCCAUACAGCACCCUAUGACAAAAAUGGAACCCACCAGCAGUGUGAGGAGACCUGAAAGUGGCACAUGGCAGAGUGUGGCGAUGGAGACAGCAGCAAUGGGAGGCCGUACAGGGACCCAUGAGACACUUGGACCUGGCAGCAGCAUGAAGAGGCGGUACAGGGGCCCAUGGCAGAUUACGAGCCUGGCAGCAGCUAUGGGAGGCCCGUAAUCUGCCAGCACCCUAUGACAAAAAAUGGAACACACCAGCAGUGUGAGGAGACCUGAAAGUGGCACAU
This is a messenger RNA of Staurois parvus, 404 nucleotides long. The record is from the annotation of a GenBank genome assembly. NCBI's taxonomy places the organism in Eukaryota, Metazoa, Chordata, Amphibia, Anura, Ranidae.